AUGGCGCGCCUCCAGUUCCGUGACGGACAGGCGCGGCGGCGAGCAGGAAGAAAGGCGAGCGCGGAGCUGCUGGCUCUGCGGGGUAGGUCGGGCUCUUUGGAGGGGGCCGUCCGUGUGCCUGGGGUCAUGGCCCUGAGCAGGAGGGAAGUGUUCAUAGGGAAAGUACUGAAACGACUCUAUGCUGAAACUACAUCUUCUCUUUCACAUACUUCAAGUAGAGAAGAGGAGGUGGUUCUCGGAGAUUUGGGCUCAAAAUCUGAAGAAAAGAAUUUGGAUAAUGUUCAGACUUCAUCAGCAGAUGCUAGCACAUCCUCUGAUACACCCUGCAAAUCAUUUCAAGGUAGUGACAAUACAAUUCUGUCUCCAAGGAGAAUGUACACGGUGAAUCUUCCUCCGGAGGGUUAUGUUGCAGUUACUCCAGAUGCUAUUACUGCUUCGGUUUCUGAAAACUCAGACAGUAGUGCUGACUCAACAGAGGAGGAAUAUCAAGGACAAACCAAGAGAAAGCGCAUUCGAAAGAAGAAGCAAAAGAACAGUUUGCAAAACUCUGAUAAUUUACAUGGAGACCAAACAGAAUCUGGAAUGCAAGAGACUCUUGUUCAAGAUAAUUUGCAGCUGCAGCAGGCAGAGAGUCCCAAAAUAAGCAAAAACAGAAAGAGAAAAAUGAAAAAGAAGCGACAGAAAGAAAAAAUGAGAGCAGCUGGCUUGGUAUCAAAAACUACCGGUGUGCAUUUUACAUAUCAGCCUGACAAAAACAACAGAGAAGAAGCAGCAGGCUUAAAAGACAUAGAUGAAAAGGCAGAUAGCAUUCUGGACUUCCUGCAGGCAACACAACAAAUUUAUUUUGCUGACAAGAAAUCAAACGGCACAGAUUCUGCUGUAAAUUCAGCAACUGCCCAAGAGCUUUUACAAUAUCUUGAAUCUCGCACCAUCUCUUCCUCAGAUGUGACUCUUCUGUAUCAGCUGAAAUCCCUUGUAUUGCUGCAGGAUAUCGAGAGAUUGAAGGAUGCUUUGAAACAAUUCCAAGAACAAUCCAUGAUGCCUCCUGGGGCUGAAAUUCUACGAAGACUCAGAAAUCAUGGUUAUUCCUCUCCGGAGAAUGACACCUGGGUAUAUAAGGUUGUUGCAGACUCAAGCUGCAGGAAAAAUUGUUACCAACUCCUCCGACACACUGCUGCAACGGACAGCGUUGCUGUUGGGAAUGUUUGGGAUCAGUAUAUCCAGCUACAGCACACACCAGCUAACUCAAAAGACAAGACUUCCCUUGACCCUUUCAGCUGCGUUGGGAUGUGACCCAAGAAGUAAAGGCUGAUGUCAGUAGUGCUG
Messenger RNA from Gavia stellata (red-throated loon), 1326 nucleotides. RefSeq names its product glutamate rich 1 (gene ERICH1). The record is from RefSeq and is a predicted model, not a curated record. Bases 1 to 1293 code for a protein of 430 amino acids. NCBI's taxonomy places the organism in Eukaryota, Metazoa, Chordata, Aves, Gaviiformes, Gaviidae. The transcript is spliced from 7 exons.